AGUUUACUCGUUCGCAAUAAUAAUCAGGGAUGUAUUUGUUUCGGUAGGAAGUGUGUGACGAGACAGAAGGAUCUGCUGCACCUGCUGUUUGUACUAGACAGCUCCCCAUGGGCUCUGGCGGACAAGGUUGCACAAUUGUGCCCCUUUUAAUUUCUUUUGGCGCCGGACUUGCAGCUAGGGAACUGCUGGGAAGGGCUCGGAAACACGAUCAGAGGACUGCUGAGGCUGAAGAGGGUACAGAGGUCCGCAGGCAAAGCCAUGCAGCUGCAUCCACGUCUGAACGGAGCCCGUUCUCUGAGCUCGAGGAUGCGCAAGAGCCUCCCAGCAGUGCUGCCAAUCAGGAGGCAGCUGAGCGAUCUCAGGAGGAUGUCAAGACGCCAGCUCGCGUAGCAUCCCAGAAGGGGACUCCCAGGAGCACCUUGGACUCAAUCCCGAGCCUCAUCCCAUCAGACAUCAACUUGCCUGAGCAGGUAUUUGGGGAGCAAGUGUCUUUUGGCAGCCCCUAUGGCAGCCCUGAGGUGCUCGACUUCCCAACCUAUUGCGCCUGCCGCUUCCUGGACACUGCGCCAGACAACCCGGAAAAUGGGGAGAUCUUUGAGGCCCUGAAGACAAUGUCUGCAUAUUUCCUGAGGGCGGACGCGCACGCGAUCUGCCAGUGCAUACAGGCCUUUGGUCUCAACGACCUUCUGUUCAGCAUUGUGCGCUUGGAACGGCUGUUUGCUCGCAGCCGGGAGACAUCGCCUGUGAGAAGAGAACUCACAAACACAGGGCUGGCGCUCAAAGACGCACUGGCAGAGUGCCAAAACACUGGGUCCUCACAGAAUGGCAACCUCUCGGCGCCUGCUGCCUCAAAGGAGGUCUGCGCUGUCAAAGAGGUUGUGGGCUUCCUGAUGCAUGAGAUAGAGUGCAUACUCCACGAGUAUCUGAGCUUCAAUUGGGACCGACUGGACGACAUAUAUGAUGCCAACGCCCUGUACCUCAGCGCGGAUGGUCUCAAGUGUCUCUGGAACUCACAUUCCAGCAUGCAAAGUAUUCAUGGGUCUUCGAAUUCUUUGGGCGCGUCUCCAACAGCCAGCAGCUCCAGCGCAUUCUUUGGCUCGCACACGCAGUCGGAGCAGGACGAGGGGUCCGUGCACAGCCCCACCAGCACAAAUGGCAGCCUUCCCGCCGGCUUUGAGAUGGAGACGUUUGAGGAGUACUUGGCGGCGAAGCGGACGCAGAGCACGAAUGGCAGCAUGCACGGCUCGGUGGCGGCAAAGAGCGAGGCUCCGCAGAAGACGUCGGAGGCUGUGCGGAAUGCGCGCAGCCACGUGCGCGCUGUCAAGAACUGGCGGCGCGCCAAAUACGCGGUCACCAAGAAGAUCACCGAGGACAUGCUGGGCGUGCAGCGCAAGUUCCAGACGCUGUACGAGAUCUUCUCGGAGCUGAAUCGGUCGGGCAGCGGCCGCAGCGAGACGCAGGAGCGCGGCCCCGUGCUCCUGCUGCUGGGCGGCGGCAUGGCGGCCGGCAAGAGCACCGUGCGCGAAAUCAUCGGCCACGACGACUUCUGGUCCAAGGUGUGCAAGGAUGCGGUGGUUAUCGAGGCGGACGCCAUUAAGAAUCGGGACGUGAUGCUGAAGCACCUGUCGUCCUCGGACUUCACCAAGAACGACCCCACGCUGUCCAGCUACGUCCACGAGUACUCCACCAAGGCGGCCGAGGCUAUGCUGGUCGCUGCAGUGAACAAGCAGAAGGACAUCGUGUUUGACGGCACCAUGACGUGGGCGCCCUUCGUGGAGCAGACGAUAGCGAUGGUGAGGGACCACCAGCACAACUACCGGAGGGGGCCCGGCUACUUCACCAACGAGCACGGCGACACUGUGGAGAGGUAUUGGGACCGGGAUGAUAGCACGCCGUCGGAGGAGUGCAAGCGGCCGUACCGGAUAGAGCUGGUGGGGGUGACGUGUGACCCGGGCCUGGCGGUGGCGCGCGGCGUGUGGCGCAAGCUGCGCACGGGGCGCUCCGUGCCCAUCAGCUCCCAGCUGCGCUCGCACCGCCUCUUCUCCGAGAACUGGGAGCCCCUUGCGCACCUCGCCGACUCCGCCACCCUCUACCACACCGGUUCGGCGCUGACGACUUUCAACAAGGGCAACGUAAACCUGAACCCCAAGGUCAUCGCGCACCGCUCCUCCGCCACCCGCGGCGAGAUGCUGGUCAACUCCAGAGCCUACCGCCAGUUCUGCCACAAAUCCCGCCUCAACGACACGGCGCGGUGCAGGGGGGAGCUGUUUCCGGACGCGCGCGCGGACCAUGACAAGGUGCCGGUGUCGCACGAGGACCAGAUGAGCACGCUCCGCCAGGUCUUUCAGGCGGCCGACCGCCGCGAGCGCCGCGAACGGCAGCAGCGCCGCAAAACGGCCUUUGAACCCACGCCCCUGGCCGACACCAUGGCGGCUGCGGCGGCGGCCGGGCCCCGGGUUGCGAACCCAUAUGCUGCGGCUGCCUCAGUGGCUCGAUAGCGCAUUGUGUGGCGUCAUCAGGGGCUCUCUGCGGAGCUCGGCGGUGGUGCAGGCGUGGGAAUAUGCCUUGAAGGGUGUCUUGAUGUUUGUUGCGCCGUAGCUGGGUUGAUGCCAGGGCAUGCACUUCUGGCUUGUGACCGUGCUGCUCUGAGAGCCUCAGAUGACUAGUGCGAGGCUUCUGUUGUGCAGCCUCAGUUUCCAGGGAUGAGGGUGAGUGUAACAAAUGUGCAGCAAGAUAGAGUCAUUUGGGUGACGUACUUUCAGUGCAGGUCAAAGGACCUCGCUGUACGUUGAGCCGCAUUACUGUCCUUGGUAGCACCACAAUCCCUGCCAACCGUUGGCGGGGAAUGCAAAUGCAUCGGGUCAUAUCUGUAAAUAAU
Coccomyxa subellipsoidea C-169 is the source of this 2878-nucleotide messenger RNA. RefSeq lists its product as hypothetical. The transcript is spliced from 14 exons. Gene Ontology annotation, molecular function: ATP binding; kinase activity. Bases 108 to 2498 code for a protein of 796 amino acids. The record is from RefSeq and is a predicted model, not a curated record. NCBI's taxonomy places the organism in Eukaryota, Viridiplantae, Chlorophyta, Trebouxiophyceae, Coccomyxaceae.